This is a messenger RNA of Fragaria vesca subsp. vesca, 2203 nucleotides long. RefSeq names its product GTP-binding protein At3g49725, chloroplastic-like. Lineage: Eukaryota; Viridiplantae; Streptophyta; Magnoliopsida; Rosales; Rosaceae. Gene Ontology annotation, cellular component: cytoplasm. Bases 1 to 1788 code for a protein of 595 amino acids. The transcript has 13 exons. The record is from RefSeq and is a predicted model, not a curated record. Gene Ontology annotation, molecular function: ribosome binding; GTP binding.
AUGCUAAGAACCAUCUCUAUCAACCGGACUCCUCUGAGGUCCCUCUUCCAAAACCGAGUUCCUCAUUGUUCAUUCCCGAACCAAACCCCAUCACCGCCAUCCACCUCUUCCAGUUUGUUCUCCUAUUCUCUUUACUCAACGUCAUCAAAGCAAGUGAAGGAGGACAGAAAUGAGGUCGUUUCGCUUUUGAACAGAGAUCCAAAUGCCCCUCCAAGGCUAUUUGUGGUCCAGCCCCGGCUUCGUCCUGAUUCUAUCUUGCAGGCCAAGCUCAAUGAAGCUCUCAGCCUCGCCAACUCUCUUGAAGAACAGCGAGAUGGAUCAUUUGGUAACAAUUUGUGCGAUAAGGAAACACCACCACACGUUGUUGUUCAAAACCCACUAGCAAGGCACCAAACUCGUGCAGAUACAUAUUUUGGAAAAGGAACUUUGGAAGCUGUUAAGUGUUAUCUGAAUGCUGCGGAAGAGAAGGGUGAAGUGGAUGCUAUUUUUGUGAAUACAACUCUGUCUGGAAUUCAACAGAGGAACUUGGAGAGAUUGCUGGGAAAACCAGUCUUGGACCGUGUGGGUCUUAUAAUAGAGAUUUUCAAUGCUCAUGCCUGCACAAAGGAGGGAAAGCUGCAGGCCGAGUUAGCUGCACUGAUGUAUAAGAAAUCAAGACUUAUACGAAUGCGUGGCCCAGGUGGACGCUUAGGUUUUGGAAUGAGCGGAGAAGCCGAAAUUGUUAGCGCGCGAGGGAGAGGAAGUGCUGGAGCUGGAUUCAUUAGUGGUGCAGGAGAAUCUGAACUUCAACUUCAAAGACGAAGAAUUAUGGAAAGGAGGAGUAGUCUGCUAGAACAGAUUAAGGAUGUUCGUCGUACUCGAGCUGUGCAACGCGCUUCUCGCAAGAGGCAUGGAAGCUCUGGUCAAGGUUUAGUUACCGUUGCUGUUGUGGGGUAUACAAAUGCUGGGAAAUCCACAUUGGUCAGUGCCCUUUCUCAUAGUGAUCUCUACAGUGAUUCUCGAUUGUUUGCAACAGUUGAUCCUAGAUUGAGAAGUGUACGUCUUCCUUCAGGGAAGAAAGUGCUUGUUAGCGAUACAGUAGGAUUUAUUUCAGAUUUGCCAGUGCAGUUAGUGGAAGCAUUUCAUGCGACUUUAGAAGAAGUUGCAGAGGCUGAUCUGCUUGUGCAUGUGUUGGAUUGCACUGCUCCUAAUCUUGAGGAGCACCGAUCAACUGUAUUACAUGUCCUUGAGCAAAUUGGCGUAUCCAGGGAGAAGCUUGAGAAUAUGAUUGAAGUUUGGAAUAAGAUUGACAAUGAGGGAGAGGAUGGGGGAAUGGAUGUUAAGGAAUCUCUUGAGGAUGGUGAAGAUGGUGAGGUGAGCAGCCUUUCAGGAGAAGAUAACUAUGUGGAAUCUGAGCUAUCACCAGGAGAAGCAAACUAUAAGGCUGAUGAUCCUUUGUCUGAGAUGUCAGCGGAGAAUCUUGAAGCCAUGGAUGACCAAGAACUCAAUUACCAAUUAGAAGAUAAUCAAGAUCCUUGGGUUGAAGGUGGUUUGGGUGUGGGCUCGAACACUGCUGAUGACCAACAAAGUGAGUACCUUAAGGACUGGGCCGUAGAUAAGGAAUUGCAAUCACAAGUUCCAUCCGGUCCACAUGUUAGAACAUCUGCCAUAACUGGAGUUGGCUUGCAAGAGUUGUUGGAGCUCAUUGACGAGAAACUGAAGGUCCCGAAUGUCGUACAAAAGGGUGUAUUUGAUCGAAAAUGGAGGCCCCCUCGCACAGAGGAGGAGGGUAUAGUAGCUGAACAAUGAUAAAUGCAUGUGAAGAUGUUUGUUCAAUUAUGCUAUCCCUGAAGGACAGGGGUAACCGACAACUAUAGAGCAAUUCUUCAGGAAGCAAUGGUGGUGGCUCAUGGCAGAAUAAAUGUCAACAAAGGACUCUGAAGAUAUUCUAGCAUCCAAGUUUCUUCCAAGUACAUCAGUUUGAACAUUUCGUCAAGCUUUAGCCGUUGGGAGGCUCCUUCCCUUGUGUGUUUGUACCCUAGUAGAAAAUAAAAGCAAUUUUUUUUUUUCUCAAUAGAGAAAAGCAAUUUUGGUUGAAGAAAUGUGGAAUGUGUCUUACACAUCUCUUCUCUUGUAGUUUUGUUUAGUUUUUUUAUACUUUAAUUUUUAAUUAACAUCUUUAUAGCUAUAAUGUUUAAAAAAGGCCACACCCCCUCUUUUUAUA